GUCAUGUUCUGCGACUGCAAUGGCCCCGUCGAGGGCGAUGGGCGUUUCUGGACGUAGAUGGCGCUGUUGAGCACAUAUGUGCUUCGAGUCCCGUUUCCCUCCAUGGUUGUCUCUCCUCUCUCCGACUAACUUGGCGUUUGGCUCAGUUCAUUAUCCAGCCCGAUAUUUCUCCCUCCAUUAGGGCAUCUCUGCCUGUGGACCGAAGAUCCCACCGGAAGCCAGCGGAGGAAAAGUUUAACUUUCAACGGGGGCGAGAUGGACAUGAACAAGAGGAUCCACUUGGAGCUCAGGAACAGGACACCGUCUGAUGUACAAGAACUCGUCCUUGACAACUGUCGAUCAAAUGAAGGAAAAGUCGAAGGCCUCACAGCAGAGUUUGUCAACCUGGAGUUCCUCAGUUUGAUAAACGUGGGCUUAAUCUCAGUCUCCAACCUGCCUAAACUAGGAAAACUCAAAAAGCUGGAGUUGAGUGACAACAGAAUCAGUGGUGGCCUUGAUGUUUUAGCAGAGAAACUACCCAACCUCACACAUCUAAACCUGAGUGGCAACAAAUUGAAAGACAUCAGCACAUUGGAACCUUUGAAAAAGCUGGGUAUCCUGAAGAGUUUGGACUUGUUCAACUGUGAAGUGACAAACCUGAAUGACUACAGAGAGAGUGUGUUCAAGCUGCUGCCCCAGCUCACCUACCUGGAUGGCUAUGACAGGGGGGACAGGGAAGCUUCCGACUCUGACGGCGAGGUGGACGGAGACGGGGUAGAUGAUGAUGAAGAUGAAGAGGGGGAAGAGGAGGAAGAUGAGGAUGGAGAGGAGGAGGACUUUGAUGAGGAAGAGGAUGAGGAGGAAGAUGAGGAUGAGGAGGAGGUCAGCGGAGAAGACGAGGAGGAAGACAUUGGUCAGGAUGGAGAAGUAGAUGACGAUGAUGAUGAUGAUGAUGAAGAUGAAGAUGAACCAGAGGCCGACAAAGGUGAGAAGAGAAAGCGAGACCCAGAGGAUGAAGAUGAGGACGACGACGAUGAAGACGACGAUUAAGAGCAAAACUGAAAACGGAAGCCUACCGAGUUACCCUUCCUCCUCCUCCACAAACCCGAACAUCCACCCUCAUACAACUCGCACCACCUUUGUAAUCCACGUCUCCCACCUCCCAGCGCUGAGCUCUUUUAACGGGGCAAGACUGUACCGGAUGGGUGGGCCGAGUGGAGCUGCCCCCCACUUUUUUUCCUCCCCCAAUGGAACUGAGAGCCACCCAACAGCCUCCACCUCACUCACCCCAUGGCCCCCCGAGGUUCUCAGGCAGCCCACCGCUCAGCAUUCCACAAUUUCACUGUCGACCCCUCUUUAUGUAUUCCCCGUGUGAGAACUUUGGGACUGGUAUCUAGGUUUGGGUCUGUGGUUUUAAUAUUUCGUUGGAUGAAUUAUUUUUUGUUGUUGGGUUUUUAUUAUUUCUCAUUUUUGUCUCAUUUUUUUUCUGUACCUUUAUUUUUUCCCCAAUAAAAUUAUUGCUAUAGCAGCUGUGCAACCAGCGAGCCAUGAUUUUUAGUGUGGCCGCCUGUUGCACAAAUCAAGGUUGUAGCUACAUUUUUACUUUCUGUAUGACAAAAAAAAACUUUGUAAAUAAAAUGUUAACAUUU
This is a messenger RNA of Scophthalmus maximus (turbot), 1628 nucleotides long. It is a transcript of the gene anp32b, whose product is annotated as acidic (leucine-rich) nuclear phosphoprotein 32 family, member B. Gene Ontology annotation, cellular component: nucleus. Gene Ontology annotation, molecular function: histone binding. NCBI's taxonomy places the organism in Eukaryota, Metazoa, Chordata, Actinopteri, Pleuronectiformes, Scophthalmidae. Bases 256 to 1029 code for a protein of 257 amino acids. The record is from RefSeq and is a predicted model, not a curated record. The transcript is spliced from 7 exons. Gene Ontology annotation, biological process: regulation of apoptotic process.